GAGAGCUGCACUGCAUGCCCCCCCCCCCCCAUUGAAAAAGAAGUGAGGAAGAAUCAGCCGACGUGCAGUGCCUUUGCAGCAUUCCAGUCAUAUACAGAGAGAGGCUGGUAUAACAGGGUUCGCUGUUGAUAGACGCAGACAUUUCCUCCCAUACUGACUGCGGGACACCCACAACAGGCACAGCCUUCCCCAAUUCCUCACUAGGAUCUUCUCUUCCCUGUUGGAGACCUUCUCCACCCCCCACAUCCAGCAGCCAUGGCAGAUGACGCAGACAUGCGCAAUGAGCUGUCAGACAUGCAGCAACGUGCCGACCAGCUGGCAGAUGAGUCUCUGGAGAGCACUCGUCGCAUGCUGCAACUGGUGGAAGAGAGCAAAGAUGCUGGCAUCAGGACUUUGGUUAUGUUGGACGAGCAGGGAGAGCAACUCGAUCGUGUUGAAGAUGGCAUGAACCAUAUCAACCAAGACAUGAAGGAAGCCGAGAAAAAUUUAAAAGAGAUAGGGAAAUGCUGUGGGCUUUUCAUAUGUCCAUGUAACAAGAUGAAGAGCGGAGCCAGCAAGGCCUGGGGGAACAACCAAGAUGGAGUGGUGGCCAGCCAGCCCGCCCGCGUGGUGGACGAGCGUGAACAGAUGGCCAUCAGCGGAGGCUUCAUCCGCCGAGUAACAGAUGAUGCCCGGGAAAAUGAGAUGGACGAGAAUCUGGAGCAGGUGGGCGGCAUCAUCGGUAACCUGCGCCACAUGGCCCUGGACAUGGGCAACGAGAUCGACACCCAGAACCGCCAGAUCGACAGGGUCAUGGAGAAGGCUGAUUCCAACAAGACCAGGAUUGACGAGGCCAACCAGCGCGCCACAAAGAUGCUGGGCAGUGGCUAAACGCCGUGCGCCCGGAGCGCGAUGGUCCCGGCGUCCCGUGCCGCACAUCUACAGGCGCUGACAUGCUUUCAUCAUGGUAUUGACCUUCUAGGUUUGCACACAUGCACAUAUCACCUCCCCUCCCCCAUUGUAAAUGUUGUUCUGUGUGUCGUCUGUCGAGCUUUUUCAAGAUGAUUGUCCUCGUAAAAAGAUGAUUUCUUAUACUCCGUAUAUCAUUCUUUCCAAAGGUUGUAUAUAGUGCUGACUUGAUGGCUCUCUAGCUCACCUGUGAAGUUUUUAAUUCUCUUUAUCAGAAUAUAUAUAUAUAUAUAUAUAUCAUAUAUUAUCAUAUAUCAUAUAUCAUAUAUCAUAUAUAAUAUAUAAUAUAUAUAUAUAUAUAUAUAAAAGUACACUGCUCUGGAUGACAAGUAUAUAAUAGGAAUGCUAUACAAGUUGUUUGUUUUUAUUCUUUUUCCUUUUCAGUAUCUCAGUAUCGUCUUAGUAAAACUGUGUCAUCCAUUUAGGCUACUGUCAUGCUCCUCAUUUUGGUGUUGUCAGGACAAAAAGGGAGAAGACUGAUGGUAAAAAAGGGACGGUGCAGAUGGACGGGAUAUUGCAAAGAGCACUUACAAUCAAAAGGCAGUCGUUGGUACAUUUUCCUUCAUCGCAAUCAUACUGAGUUCUUGUUUAGACAAUGUGCAACUAGACUCUCCGUAGCUGUAUUAGACAUUGCAUUCCUAGUGAUGUGACUUGUGCGUUCUCUGCAUGACAAAUGGUAGAUUUUAGUCUUAUAAAUAAAACCUGUCUGAAAAAUAUAUAUAAAAAAUGAUAACAUGGCAGUAGCAAAUUGACAAAAAACGCAUGCUCAGUAUUAGGACACAGUUGAUCGUUCCAUACUCCUGCAAGUUUGCAAUAGUGCCACUCUUUUUGUCUCGAUAUAUUUACCGACUGUGACCAUCUCGUUGUACAAAAUGCAAAAAGGGAUCAAAAAAGUGAGAUAAGAAUGAAAACAAUGUGAGGACUUGGGGUUGUAAUGCAACAAAAUAAAACAAUGACCUGUUUUCUAAAUGAUUAUGCAGUUCAGUGAUGAAGAUGUUGAUUAUGUGCUGAAAGAUGAGGACUGGUUGUGUACUGUAACAUAGGUUUUGGAUGCUCUGAAAAAGAUAAAAAUAAACAUUUGCAAUGUAAAGCAAAGACGCAUAUUUCUGAGAGACCUUACUUUUAUAAGAAGACUGUAUCUGUAAGUUUAUUCUCCCCCGUGUGGUUUGUUAUUGGUAAAAAAAAUAAUGAUAAUAUUGAAUAACAAUAGCUAUACUCUGAAACAAAAAAUACAUACAAAAGGUUUUUUGUUUUUGUUUUGUUGCUUCUGUACUUAGAGCUAUGCACACCAAAUCGCCAAAAUGUGGAGUAGUUAGAUUAAGGUAAUUAAAAUACCUAGACCUGAAUGACACAAUAGGUUGAACCGUGAGAUUGAUGUCCUCAACGCAUGUAAUAUUAAAGACCCCUCUCUGUAUCCUGUCAGUGUGUGAAGUGGUGGACAUUUUGUAGCUAGCUGAAUUGAUUAAAAGUAAUAAACCCUA
Molecule: messenger RNA, 2429 nt
Organism: Sander lucioperca (pikeperch)
Lineage: Eukaryota; Metazoa; Chordata; Actinopteri; Perciformes; Percidae
Gene: snap25a
Product: synaptosome associated protein 25a
Exons: 8
Coding region: 256-870 (204 amino acids)
Biological process (GO): synaptic vesicle fusion to presynaptic active zone membrane; exocytosis; synaptic vesicle priming
Cellular component (GO): synaptobrevin 2-SNAP-25-syntaxin-1a-complexin I complex; plasma membrane
Molecular function (GO): SNAP receptor activity; syntaxin-1 binding; voltage-gated potassium channel activity
Source: RefSeq, a predicted model, not a curated record